GGAAAAAAAGUAUCAGAAAUGGGUUCUUUAGAAUGUGACACUACUUCAACUUGACUCUCAGUCUACUAAGAGUAACAGAAAUAUAAGUAUCCUAUUGUUUCAUCUUCACAUAAAGCAUUUUAAAUACUAUUUUUCUUAAGUAGAGAGUUGGAAGUGUUCUGUUAUUUUGACAAUCUCUUUUAAUUUGUUGAAGACUUAUUCUCAGCCAGCUGCAGGGGGUAGAAAAGGUUCAAGCGAAAGCAACAAACUUUGGAAUGAUAAUGUGUACAUUUGCUUUGGUAGAAUAUUAUUGAUGAGCUCUACUUCCUUACAAGGGCAACCAGAAACCUUCAUGAGAAAUUAGAUUGUUUUCUUUAGGAUCAACUGAUACUUAAAUGAAACCUCUGUCUAGAAAUAUAUGCUCUCAAAAAUCUCCCUCAAUGUAUUACUGAUGAAUCAUUUGUGAAUUACUUGAUUUCUGUAGGCAAAAUAAGUACUUCAGAAUGACCAUUUCUCCCUCAAUAGUAAUCUCUCAACUUGAUAAAACAGGUGGAUAUCUGGUCCAUGGGAAUAGCGGUAAUUGAGAUGAUCGAUGGAAGACCUCCAUAUUUUACCCAGAACCCAUACGAGGCAAUGCACAAAAUUUAUGACGGCUUGCCUCCAAGACCAAAGGCCCUACACAAGGUUUCAUCAGGGCUUCAAGGGUUAUUACACUCUAUGUUAAUAAGGGAACCCUCCCAGAGAGCCACAGCGGAAGACCUGCUGGUACACCCAUUUUUGCAACUAGCAGGCCCACCGGAAUGCAUGAUACCUCUCCUCAAAAAGAGAUACACACCUCUAACAGCCACUUCUUGCUGGGAACGUACAUUCUCCUACCUCACCCAAAUCAAGAUGCCCUGAAGGUCACAAAUGACCGAUACCCAUUUGGAACAUCACCUGAAACUGUGGACCUCCAUGCUGCAACUAAAUAUGCAAAUGCUUUCCAACAAAAACUCAUUAAAAGGUUAGUUCGCUUUAAAAUUAACAAAUACUUUUCAUUUUUUGAAAUGAAGUACAUAGGACUUCCAUUUUGACAAACUAAUCCACAUUUUCAAGUAUCUAUCUGAAGUUUCUUGAAUGUGGCCUUAUUUGAUUGCGGCCUUUUAACAUGAAAAGUUCCCCAGCGCUGGCUCAGGAGGUGGAGGCCAGCUCCACUUCCCUCAGCCCUCAACCCUGUCAGUGUUAUCACCCAUCUUCUCUCUUCCCAGAACUAUCCUUACUCUGAAUCCUCCAGAUCCCACAUCCCAACCUGCCCGCCAGAUAUCUCCAUUUGUCUACUGAUGAACCCAUUAAAUACAACAUGUACAAAACCAAACAUUAUCUUUUGCCCUAAACAAUCCAGACCAGUGUCCUGUGCUCAAAACUUUGUUUCUGGACUCUUCCCUCUCCUUCACCUCUCAUGUCGAGUCAUUAAGUGCUACAGAUUGCACCUCUGAAACACCUCACAUCUGUCUCCUUCUCUCUCUUCCCGCUGCCAGCAUCCUACAAUAGACCUUUAUCACCACCAUCGUGGACUAUGAUAAAUAGCCUCCUAACAGAUUUUUCAACCUCUCCUAACUCCCCACUGCAAGCCCUCUGUCAAACCAAUCUUCUUUAUUGCUCUGCUCAUAACUCUUCUGCUCAAAUAUGUUCAGUGCUUAACCUGUUUCCUACUAGUUCAAGUUCAGUCUCCUCUGCCUGGCAUUCAAGACCCUUCAUAAAAUGAGGCCACCUUGUGCUCCUUUGUCCACAUGCUCCGAUAACAGCCCAAGUGGACUACUCUAUGCUCCUGAAAAAACCCUCCUUCAAUUGCCUCUGUGUCUUGGUAAUACUCAUCGCUUUGCCUACAGUGACCUCUUCAAGCUGUCACCAAACAUCUCUUCCUUGAAGCUUUCCCUCUUCAUUGUCCCCUGUAGGUUGUAACCUUUCCAUUGGACCUCACACACCUUUAAUAUGACUUUCAUUUGGACCUCUCUAAUACAAUUUUUCAUGGUAUGUUGUGCAUUAUACUUGCCUAAGUGCCUUACUUCUGGACUAGACUAUACAUUCCAUGAGGCCUUCUGUUCCCCCCCCCAGUACUCAAAACAGUGCUCUGCACAGAGUAGCUACUUAGGAAGAACUUCAUGAAACAAGAUUUAGAAUUCAGAGUGAUAUGUGAACUGUACAGAGUGACCAGUUUGGAAGAUAUCAUUCAGCAGUUAACACACCUCGAAAGAGCCUCCCAACUGCUUUUUCCUUUGGACCACUGCUCUGCCAGGCUUGCAUUUAGGUCCCGUUGUUCCAUUCACUUUCAUUCAAAGAAUAUCACAAUAGGAAGGGACAUCAGAGGUCAUCUUGUCCGAGCCAUACUUGAAUGAGAAUCUUCUCUCUAACUUUUUGGACAAGUACUUAUAGGACCAUUACUUGAAGACUUGUAAUUGAGGGAAAUUUACUACCUCAUGAGGGAGCACUUUCUAAGUUUGAACAUCUUUAAUUACUGGCUAAUAUUGGGUAAUGCUGUAUACUUAGAGAUUUCAAACAGAUUUGAGGCUCUUUCCAAAGAUGAGAGCACUAGCUGUUCUGUUUCUCCUUCAAAAACUGAUACAGUAGAACUAUUAGAUUUAUCCCAAGGAAGAAGAGAAGAGUACUAGGGGUUGUUGAUUCCUGCACAGGAGUACUGAGGCACAUAUUUUUGAACUAAUAGCAGUAAUGGAGAGGUCUUUUGUCUUUUAAGCUAUAGCACAGACCUUUCCAAAGGCUUAUCAAAAUAGAUGACAGCUACUCAUUUCUGGUGAUUCAUGUGGACACAAUUGGUAUUAACUGGAAGAAAUCUAAACAGAAUUUCCAAUCAUUAUG
This is a messenger RNA of Phascolarctos cinereus (koala), 2832 nucleotides long. NCBI's taxonomy places the organism in Eukaryota, Metazoa, Chordata, Mammalia, Diprotodontia, Phascolarctidae. The record is from RefSeq and is a predicted model, not a curated record.